ACCUCAAAUAUCAUUGCUAUUAUUGGUGCUAUUGUGGAAUGAUCUGUGAAAUCGUUAUUGUCGGCACAAAAUGUUGAUAAAACGGAAAAUAAUAGAAAAAUUGGUGAAUCGUGUACGCUUCUGUUCAUCUUCUGUGAAAGAAAGCUUGAUCAUUCAGAAAACUACUUACCGCACGGAUAAUUGGACGAAUAUCAACCAGCGUUUGGAACCGUUUAUUGGAGCCAAUCUUUACAAAAAGUAUAAUCAUCCGUUGAGACUGACACAGGAAGAAGUAGUGACAUUCUUUAAGAAAUGGUUUAACAAAAAUGUAGACGACAGCUUAGACCUUCCAGUGUAUAAAAAUAUUGGUCCAAUCGAAGCAAAUGAAUCGCCCGACAAAUUGCCCAAUGCUUUUUAUGUAAACAGAGAUUUGAUUUUGCGAACACAUACCAUAAACCAGGAGCUGAAAUGUUUAAAAAUGGGUGUAGAUAAUUUUGUAAUGAUUCUUGAUUUGCAUCGUCGUUGUCAAAUGAAUUGGUCGCAUUUUCCAAUAUUUCACCGAUUAAAUGUGAUCCGUUCAGAAAAUUGUGGAAAUCUCCUCCAGCGAACGGAAACUCAACCAGCUGAAAUGGGAAAAUAUUUGAAAGAAGAGCAACAAGCAGCUCUGGUUGAAUUGAUAAGGCAUUUACUUGGCACAGAUGUAAAGUAUCGUUGGACUGAUGCGAAUCUAGCUACAACACAACCAUCGUGGAUGUUUGAAAUUUGGCAUCGAGAUGAAUGGCACCGAAUUUCCGGCGGUGGUCUUAUUAGAAAUGAAAUAUUUGAAAAAAGUGAACGACCAAACAUCGCUGGAUGGGAAGUUGGCAUCGGCCUAGAUCGAUUGGCAAUGAUUCUAUACAAUAUUUUCGAUAUUCGACUCCUAUGGAACGCUGAUCAUCGGUUUUUGAACCAAUUCCAACCGCAACAAAUCUCGGAGAAACUACAUGCUAAACUAGCAAAGUCAACCGAAAAGGAUGCCCUAAAAAAUGUUCUACAAAGACCAUUGAUGAAAGAGGAAGAUAAUGUUAUUAAAAACAAAAAUACAAAAUGUGAAAUGCACAUUUCGUAUAUUCUACCACAGAGUGUUGACCUGGAAUCGUUUCCAAUGGACGAAUUGUGUAAAUUUAUCCUUCAAAACACGGAAAAUGCUGCGAAAACGGUCGAAGUUUAUGAUACAUUCUUCAACCCUAAAUUGGACACAUACGUUAUAAACAUAAGAGUCGAGUAUAAAUUAGGUCGAAAAAGAACGAACAAAGAGGUUAAAAGUUUACACGCGAGUGCUCGAGCUCAUGCGGCUAAUAAUUUUAAUCUGACACUUAGACUGUAGCCAACCAAAAUAGCUAAUCAAACCGAUAAAAAAACAAUAAAACCGAUGUUAUACAAAUGA
Molecule: messenger RNA, 1405 nt
Organism: Sitodiplosis mosellana (orange wheat blossom midge)
Lineage: Eukaryota; Metazoa; Arthropoda; Insecta; Diptera; Cecidomyiidae
Product: probable phenylalanine--tRNA ligase, mitochondrial
Exons: 2
Coding region: 71-1345 (424 amino acids)
Biological process (GO): phenylalanyl-tRNA aminoacylation
Cellular component (GO): cytoplasm; mitochondrion
Molecular function (GO): ATP binding; phenylalanine-tRNA ligase activity; tRNA binding
Source: RefSeq, a predicted model, not a curated record